AUGAACAUGACAUUUUAUGAGGAUGGCGUGUUACAAGUUAUAAUAGAUGAAAAAUCAGCAAAUAAUUAGAGAUUCAGACUCUCAGAGCACGAUAUGGGUGCCAGUAGAAAUGCAGGCCCUAGAGCUAUUAAACCUUUGAUAAAUCUAAAGUCAUAUGUAAAAAUAUAGAAAGAUUAGCUACUAUUCGAAGGAUACAGCAAUGAUGGUUAAGAAUUCUAUAGAUAUACGGUGAAAUUUCAUCCAUUUAGAAUUAUCCAGACUGUUAAUAAUAUUACGACGAUUAUUGUCAAUAAUCAAGAUACCUUGUUUUUUGAAAGCUUGCACUAUUACCCAGGUUAAGGUGAAUUAAAGCUGAAUGAUACUGAAUGCUUAUUACCAUUUUUCAAAUCACUACCAAUAGCCAAAAGUUAGAAUAUUUUCAAUUUCACUGAUAAUUAAAAUAACCCUUACAUUGGGUCAUAAUUUUUGCAAUAAGUGUACCAGGAGUUUUCUUUGGGAUUAACUAGGGAAAGUUUUAUGAUUGGAUUCACUAUGGAAUCUGAAGAUUUAUAUGGACUACCUGAAAGAACAGCUUAAUUUACUCUUACAACAACAGAUAAAACAGACCCAUUUAGACUUUAUAAUGUAGAUGCAUUUCCUCAUAAAGAAGCAAGCAUUAAAGGACUUUAUAGUAGUCUCCCAUACAUUACAGGGCAUAGUAUUGAUCAUGAUGAAAGUAUCAUGUUGUAUAAUUCUGCUGAGACUUGGGUGGAUAUCAACAAAUUAUUUUCUCCUAGUCUUAAAAAUUAAUAAAGAAAGCAUGUGAAUAUCAUCACAGAAGGUGGCAAACUUGAAUUUUUCAUUUUUGCCUCUGCCUCAAAUAGAUUCCACUACUCUAAAUGGGAGUAAGAAUCCUCUGCUAAAAGAACCAUCUCGUACAGUAAAGAAUUUGAUAGACAUUAAAUCCCACUAGAUGUUAUUUGGCUUGAUAUUCCUCACACAGAUGGAAAUAGAUACUUUACUUUCAAUUAGGAAACAUUUAAUGAUGAAGAUUUGGCUCUGAUGUCAGCAUCAAUUCGAAGCUCUUAAAGAAGACUAGUUGUAAUAACUGAUCCUCACAUAAAACAGGACCCCUUAUAUAAAACCUAUAGUAUUGGAAAAUCUCUAGACAAAGAAUAGGAUGAAGAUUACAACCAGACUGUCAGUAUAUUUGUUAAGGAUAUAUAUGGAGAAAUUUUUACUGGAUUCUGCUGGCCAGGUGAUAGUGUAUGGAUUGAUUUCCUAAAUCCAAUAGCUUAGGAAUUUUGGAUGUCCCAAUAUCUCUAUAACAAUUUCAAGGGAACGAAUGAUUUAUUUGAUAUAUGGAUUGAUAUGAAUGAGCCUUCAGUUUUUAAUCAAGAUGAAACUAUUAUGCCAAAGCAUAACUUACAUGUUUUAUCUAAUGACAAAACUGUACUACAUCGUGAUGUCCACAAUGCCUAUGGUCUAUUAAUGUCUAUGGCUACUUAUAAAGGUCUUUAAUUUAGAGACUAAUUUAAUAGAAGGCCUUUUAUUCUUACUAGAUCCUCUUUCUUUGGCUCACAGAAGUAUGCAGCCAAAUGGACAGGCGAUAAUCGAUCUAAAUUAGAUGAAUUGUGGGUAUCGAUAUCCUAAGUUAUGACAUUGAACCUUGCAGGAUUAUAGUUUGUAGGACCAGAUGUGCCUGGAUUUUAUGGAAAUCCAACAGAUGAUCUAUUUAUCAUGUUUUAUCAACUAGGAAGCUGGUAUCCAUUCUUUAGAGCUCAUGGCCAUCUUGAGGCUAAGUAUAGGGAGCCGUAUAAUCAAUUUUAUCUAGCAUACGCAAAAGGACUACCAAUUGCCAGACCACUUUGGUACAAUUUCCCAAAAGACAAAGAGCUCUUUCAUAUCUCCAGAUAAUUUAUGAUUGGUGAUUCGAUCCUAAUUUGUCCAAAACUGGUACCUUAGACACAGACUUUCAGCAAUGAUUUCGAGUAAUUUGUCGCAUAAAAAACAUCAAAGUUAUAUCCAGUCAAACAUAAAUUGCCCAAAGAAGCUCUCUGGUAUAAUUACUAUACUAAAGAGGUCAUAGAAGGUGAUUCAAAGUUUAGAGAGGUAGAAUUGAAUCAGUUUUAGUAGCUUGUCUAUAUUAAAGGAGGAAGUAUCAUACCUUUAAAAUUACACCAAAAUCCCACAUCUCUAUUGAAAAUCUAGUACAAUCCUAUUAGACUUGAGAUUUACCUAAAUGAGACAAAUUAGGCGAAAGGCUUUAUCUAUCUAGAUGAUGGAUCCUCUUUUAACUACACAAAUUAGAAUGAAAGUACUGUUGUAGAAUAUUUAUUUGAUAAAAAUGUACUAUCAUAUAAGGUUAUUAAUCCAUAGUCUUUCUACAAGGGCUCAAUCGUAAUAAAGAUUGUAGAAAUUACUAUUUACAGCUAUUAUUCUGCUUUUGACUCAGCCGAUCUUUUAUUUCAAAAGCAAUACCCAGAUUACUUUAUUUAAAAUGAUUAAUUAGUGGCUUACAUAAGGAAGUCAGAUUAAAAGAAAGAGGUGCUACAGAAAAAUGACGAUACUCAUAAAAAGAAAAAUAAAUAUAUUGAAGAUAUCGAAGAAACAGUAGCUAAAUAACUCAACUAUCAGUAUUUUAAUUUCAAUGAACAAAGAAGGGCUAACGAAAUUAGGGUGAAAGAUAUAAAAAUUCCUAUUGAUGAUGGAGAAGGUAAAUUUUUAUAAAGCGGAGAAUUCAUUGAUGUUAAAUUAGUAAGAUUUGAAGAAGCAUACUAUAAUUGA
This is a messenger RNA of Stylonychia lemnae, 2766 nucleotides long. The record is from the annotation of a GenBank genome assembly. NCBI's taxonomy places the organism in Eukaryota, Ciliophora, Spirotrichea, Sporadotrichida, Oxytrichidae.